GGGGGGUGGGACCCUCGCGUAUAAAGGGGCGCGCGAGGACUGGGCGUUCCACAGGCCAAGUGCUCUGCGCUCGGUGGGUGCCAGCCAGGCCAGAGCCAGCCGAGCGACCGAGGACAGGCACAGAGGGGGCGCGGCCGCAGGUCGGACGACACCGCGAGCGAGCCUCAGGAGCAGUCAGCGUCCCGACAGCCAGCGCAUUGGCAAUGGAGCGCCUGGUCGCCCGCCGCAACUUUCCCAUGAUCGCGCGCACCAGCGCCUGCCGCAACCUCUUCGGGCCGGUGGACCACGAGGAGCUGGGCCGCGAGCUGCAGAUGCGCCUGGCAGAGCUGAACGCCGAGGACCAGCGUCGCUGGGACUACAACUUCCAGCUGGACAUGCCACUGCCGGGCCCCGGGCGCCUGCAGUGGACCGAGGUGGACAGCGAGUCCGUGCCCGCCUUCUACCGCGAGACGGUGCAGGUGGGGCGCUGUCGCCUGCUCCUGGCGCCUCGUCCCCGCCCGGACGGCGCGGCCAAUAGCCCGCCUCCCGGGGCGCUGGCCGAGGAGUCCCUCGACGGCCUCGGGGAGGCGCCGGCGUCGCCGUCCAGCGGCCAGGCCGUAGCGCCUGCCCAGGCCGCGGCCCCGGCGCCUCAGGAGGGCGCCGAGCAGGAGGCGGUCCCGCCGCCGCGCAGCCAGGAGCCCCAGGCCGAGCCGCCGCACUCAGGGAUUUCGGGGCGCCCCGCGCCGGGCACUGCCGCCGCUGGCACCAACACCGCCGCCAACGCCGCCGGUGCUGCCACCACUGCCGCCGCCGGAGGCGCCGCGAUCAAGAAGCUGUCCGGGCCUCUCAUCUCCGGCUCCCCGGCCCGCCCCGCCCUGACCGGCUCCGCGCGCUGUCGCCGGCAGACUUCUUCGCCAAGCGCAAGAGACCCGCGCCCGAAGCCAAGGCGUCGAACGAGGUUCCCGCGGGAUGCGCCGCGCCUGGCGCCGCUCCAGCCGUCGGCUCGGCUGAGCAAACCCCGCGCAAGCGGCUGCGAUGAGAGCCUCUUGCCCAAAGAGCCCUGACGGAGCCCGUCGGGCAGCGGACAGAAGAGGAGCGCUGGGCCUCGGCUGGGACCGUCCAUGUAGCAGCAACCUGCGGCAGCUGCCGCGAAGCGUUCGGUUUCGUGUUUAAAGUUUGACAACUGUGCAAUGUAUUAAUAACGUCUUUUAUAUCUAAAUGUAUUCUGCCCAAGGAGUACACUGGUCCCAAGGUGUAAAGCUUUAAGAGUCAUUUAUAUAAAAUGUUUAAUCUCUGCUGAAACUCAGUGCAAAAAAAUGAAAAAAGACAAAAAAAAAGGAAAAAAGAAAAAAAACCUGUAUAUUUGUACAAAAAUUUUUAAAGUUAUACUAACUUAUAUUUUCUAUUUAUGUCGAGGCGUGGGCCGCUCUGCCACGCCGCAGCUCGGUUAUUGGUUAUGCCAAAGGCACCUCACUCGCAUCUGGUUAUCAACAAGUGUAAAUUUAUUUUUUGUAGCCUAUUCUGGGGGGUGGGGGUCACUCACAAGCUGUAGCUGCCGUACAAGCCCAUCUAGCUUGCAGUCUCUUCGCGCUUUCGCUGUCCCUUUUUACUAUUAUGAUUAUUUUAAACUUGAAGACAAAUCUGUUUUUUUUUGAAAUGGUUCCUGAGCCGUCUGCACCACUGCCCCGGCUCCUCGUCCGCCGGGUUCUAAAUAAAGAGGCCGAAACAUGCUGCAACUCA
This is a messenger RNA of Cervus elaphus (red deer), 1719 nucleotides long. RefSeq names its product cyclin dependent kinase inhibitor 1C (gene CDKN1C). The record is from RefSeq and is a predicted model, not a curated record. The coding region runs from base 204 to 1043 and encodes 279 amino acids. The transcript is spliced from 4 exons. Gene Ontology annotation, biological process: regulation of cell cycle. Gene Ontology annotation, molecular function: cyclin-dependent protein serine/threonine kinase inhibitor activity. NCBI's taxonomy places the organism in Eukaryota, Metazoa, Chordata, Mammalia, Artiodactyla, Cervidae. Gene Ontology annotation, cellular component: nucleus.